Hyphopichia burtonii NRRL Y-1933 is the source of this 1015-nucleotide messenger RNA. RefSeq lists its product as uncharacterized. The transcript has a single exon. NCBI's taxonomy places the organism in Eukaryota, Fungi, Ascomycota, Pichiomycetes, Serinales, Debaryomycetaceae. The record is from RefSeq and is a predicted model, not a curated record. Bases 298 to 540 code for a protein of 80 amino acids.
UUUUUAAUCGGAUGUGGUAUUUUAGAUAAGAAAGUUGAUGUUAAUAUAAAAGAGUCUGAUCAAAAUAUGGAUACAGUAAUAAAUUCAUUAUCGGACUUAUUUACUUCAAAGCAACCCGAUGAAAAUGUUGAUGAGAAAAUCAAGAGUUUUUUCCAAAAAGAAUCUGGAUUUGAAGGGAUUGAUGUCCCUGUCAGUGGCGAUGAAGAUAGUGACGGAGUCAACGAGACAGACAAUGAGACCAACGAAGAGGAUGAGUUCGACUUAGACGAUUUUUUGGAAUACCACGCCAAACACUCAAUGGGACUCUCAGAUGAUGAUUUGAAAAAGUUUAGGGCCGACAACAAGAAAAGAUCUAUAUCGACUUUGAAAGAUUACAAUGACGAUAGUGACUAUCAAACCGAUACUUCCACAGAAUAUAGAUCAGACGAAGAUGGUGAAGAGGAACUUCAAAACGAAGUGGAAGAAUUUAAAAAAUUGUUGGCUACUAAUCCAUUAGCUAGAAACCUUUACGAAAAGGGAAUUGGAAAUGAUAACUGGUAAUUAAUGAUUAAUGAUUAAUGAUAGUAUAGACAUUAUAUAGAUGAUUUUUCUGUUUCAUUUUUUUUUUUUUUUUUUUAUUUUUAAUUUUUGGUAUAAUAUCAAUUAGGUAUAUUAAUAUUACGUUCACUUAAUUGAUGAAUAGUCCAUAUCCAAGUUCUAGCAGCGUAAUCCAUAUUUUUUGCAACACUCGAAGGUUCAGCUUCAACACCGUUAGUAGCAAAAUACUUACCAUUUGAUUUUUCAAUUGAUAGAUUCUGAUCCAAACAGCAUUUAACCGAAGCAUACGAGCCAAUUUCAUUUGAAACGCCAAAGAAAAACCCAAAAAUUUGGAAUAAACACCAAAACAUGAUUCCGAUUAUUGGUAGGCUUGUCCAAUAGGAAAAUAAGUUAGUAUUCAUUACAAAACCUGGAUGUACCGCCAUGGAUAAGAUUUUUGGAUUUCUUAAUGCUAACAUUUUCAUAAAAUGUAUUCCUG